GGGGAGGAGGCCGGGUGUUUCCUGGAGCAUUCCCGACCCGCCUCGGUGACUCAUUCGGCCGGGAGACUCCCAGGGCCCGCCCGGGACCCCAGAGCCGCCGCCGCGGACCAAGGGCAGGAUGGCAGCCCAGGUGACGCUGGAGGAUGCGCUGUCCAACGUGGACCUGUUGGAAGAGCUGCCUCUGCCCGACCAGCAGCCCUGCAUCGAGCCCCCGCCAUCCUCACUGCUCUACCAGCCAAAUUUCAACACUAAUUUUGAAGACAGAAAUGCAUUUGUCACUGGCAUUGCAAGAUACAUUGAACAAGCGACCGUCCAUUCUAGCAUGAACGAGAUGCUGGAGGAAGGCCAAGAGUACGCCGUCAUGCUGUACACCUGGAGGAGCUGCUCUCGGGCCAUCCCGCAGGUGAAAUGUAACGAACAGCCUAACAGAGUGGAAAUUUAUGAGAAAACCGUGGAGGUCCUUGAGCCUGAGGUCACAAAACUGAUGAAUUUUAUGUACUUCCAGAGAAACGCCAUCGAGCGUUUUUGUGGGGAGGUGAGGCGCCUGUGUCACGCGGAGAGAAGGAAGGACUUCGUGUCUGAAGCCUAUCUGAUCACCCUGGGCAAGUUCAUCAACAUGUUUGCCGUGCUGGACGAGCUGAAGAACAUGAAGUGCAGCGUGAAGAAUGACCACUCAGCCUACAAGAGGGCUGCUCAGUUUUUACGUAAAAUGGCAGAUCCACAGUCCAUCCAGGAAUCACAGAAUCUGUCCAUGUUCCUGGCCAACCACAACAAGAUCACACAAUCUCUGCAGCAGCAGCUCGAAGUGAUUUCUGGCUAUGAAGAGCUCUUAGCAGACAUUGUGAAUCUGUGUGUGGACUGCUAUGAGAACAGGAUGUACUUGACGCCCAGUGAGAAACACAUGCUUCUCAAAGUCAUGGGGUUUGGUCUGUACCUGAUGGAUGGGAGUGUCAGCAACAUUUAUAAACUAGAUGCCAAGAAAAGAAUAAACUUAUCCAAAAUCGACAAGUACUUCAAGCAGCUCCAGGUGGUUCCGCUGUUCGGGGACAUGCAAAUAGAACUGGCAAGAUAUAUCAAGACCAGCGCCCACUAUGAGGAAAAUAAAUCUCGAUGGACGUGCACGUCCUCCAGCAGCAGCCCACAGUACAACAUCUGCGAGCAGAUGGUACAGAUCCGGGAGGACCACAUGCGCUUCAUCUCGGAGCUGGCGCGCUAUAGCAACAGCGAGGUGGUCACAGGCUCAGGCCGCCAGGAGGCUCAGAAGACGGAUGCUGAGUACCGGAAGCUCUUCGACCUGGCGCUGCAGGGCUUGCAGCUGCUGUCCCAGUGGAGUGCUCAUGUGAUGGAAGUGUAUUCGUGGAAACUUGUGCACCCAACGGACAAGUACUCCAACAAGGACUGCCCUGACAACGCCGAGGAGUAUGAACGUGCCACCCGCUACAACUACACCAGCGAGGAGAAGUUCGCCCUGGUGGAGGUGAUCGCCAUGAUCAAAGGCUUGCAGGUGCUGAUGGGCAGGAUGGAGAGCGUGUUCAACCAUGCCAUCCGCCACACUGUCUACGCCGCGCUGCAGGACUUCUCCCAGGUCACCCUCAGGGAGCCGCUCAGGCAGGCCAUCAAGAAGAAGAAAAACGUCAUCCAGAGUGUCCUGCAGGCCAUCAGGAAGACCGUGUGUGACUGGGAGACAGGGCACGAGCCCUUCAACGACCCGGCCCUGCGGGGCGAGAAGGACCCCAAGAGCGGCUUUGACAUUAAAGUGCCACGGCGCGCCGUGGGACCCUCUAGCACCCAGCUCUACCUGGUGCGCACCAUGGCGGAGUCCUUGAGCUCUGCUGAGCUGCUCAGGCAGCUCAAGUCUGUGGGCACGGAAAGGCUCUUGCAUGUGGUUAACGCGUUUCUGAGGCAGUCCUACACCUAUCCGCCUCUAUUAACCUUUGGUGGUAAGACAUUGUUUGUUUUUCUUGUUGGUAUUUACGGCCCGAGGCGAAGGGUUCUGCUCCAAGUUCUUUGUCCCAAGCAGCAGCGACUUGGCCUCGUGGAUGGGCGCCGCCCCUGCGAGCCGGCACGGUGUCCACGGGGCAGUCCCCCUCGUGGUUUAUCUGCGUUUGUCGUAACUAAUGUGCCAUGUAUAUUUUCUCCCCCACAAAUGUUUCCUUGGAUAAUGCAGCUUUACAUGGUGAGAACCAUGCUAGAGUCCCUCAUUGCAGACAAAAGUGGUUCCAAGAAAACCUUGAGAAGUAGCCUCGAGGGGCCCACCAUAUUGGACAUAGAAAAAUUUCAUCGCGAGUCAUUCUUCUACACCCACUUGAUAAAUUUCAGUGAGACGCUCCAGCAGUGCUGUGACCUUUCGCAGUUGUGGUUCCGAGAGUUCUUCCUGGAGCUGACCAUGGGCAGGAGGAUCCAGUUCCCCAUCGAGAUGUCCAUGCCCUGGAUCCUGACAGACCACAUCCUGGAGACCAAGGAAGCGUCGAUGAUGGAGUACGUUCUCUACUCGCUGGACCUGUACAACGAUAGCGCCCACUAUGCCCUCACCAGGUUCAACAAGCAGUUUCUCUAUGACGAAAUCGAGGCAGAGGUGAAUCUCUGCUUUGACCAAUUUGUUUAUAAGCUGGCUGACCAGAUAUUUGCAUAUUAUAAGGUUAUGGCAGGAAGUUUGCUUCUUGACAAACGGUUACGAUCAGAAUGCAAGAAUCAGGGCGCAACAAUCCAUCUCCCGCCAUCUAAUCGCUAUGAGACGCUGCUCAAGCAGAGGCACGUGCAGCUCCUGGGCAGGUCCAUAGACCUCAAUCGUCUGAUUACCCAGCGCGUCUCCACCGCCAUGUACAAAUCCCUGGAACUGGCAAUUGGGCGAUUUGAGAGUGAAGACCUGACAUCGAUAGUUGAGCUGGAUGGCCUCUUGGAAAUCAACCGCAUGACCCACAGGCUGCUGAGCAGGUACCUGACUCUGGACAGCUUUGACGCCAUGUUCCGGGAGGCCAACCACAAUGUGUCAGCGCCCUACGGGAGAAUCACCCUCCACGUCUUCUGGGAGCUCAACUACGACUUCCUGCCCAACUACUGCUACAAUGGCUCUACCAACCGAUUUGUUCGGACAGUAUUACCAUUUUCUCAAGAAUUUCAAAGAGAUAAACAGCCAAAUGCACAACCCCAGUAUCUGCAUGGAUCAAAGGCUUUGAACCUGGCCUACUCAAGCAUCUACGGCAGCUACCGGAACUUUGUGGGGCCUCCACACUUCCAGGUCAUCUGCCGGCUGCUCGGCUACCAGGGCAUCGCAGUGGUCAUGGAAGAGCUGCUGAAGGUGGUCAAGAGCCUGCUGCAAGGCACAAUUCUACAGUACGUGAAGACGCUGAUGGAGGUGAUGCCCAAGGUCUGCCGGCUGCCGCGGCACGAGUACGGCUCCCCUGGCAUCCUGGAGUUCUUCCACCACCAGUUAAAGGACAUUGUUGAGUAUGCAGAGCUGAAGACGGUGUGCUUCCAGAACCUACGGGAGGUAGGCAACGCCAUCCUCUUCUGCCUGCUCAUAGAGCAGAGCCUGUCUUUAGAAGAAGUAUGUGACCUCCUGCACGCAGCCCCUUUCCAGAACAUCUUACCAAGAGUCCACGUGAAAGAGGGAGAGAGACUUGAUGCCAAAAUGAAAAGACUAGAAUCAAAGUACGCCCCACUGCAUCUUGUCCCUCUAAUCGAAAGACUGGGAACCCCUCAGCAAAUUGCAAUAGCAAGAGAGGGGGACUUGCUGACGAAGGAGCGCCUCUGCUGUGGCCUGUCUAUGUUUGAAGUCAUCCUGACUCGGAUCCGGACCUUUCUGGACGACCCCAUCUGGCGUGGGCCCCUGCCCAGCAAUGGGGUCAUGCACGUGGAUGACUGUGUCGAGUUUCACAGACUGUGGAGCGCCAUGCAGUUUGUCUACUGCAUUCCUGUGGGAACACACGAGUUUACAGUCGAGCAGUGUUUUGGCGACGGGCUCCACUGGGCUGGCUGUAUGAUCAUUGUGCUUCUUGGGCAGCAGCGGCGCUUUGCUGUACUGGAUUUUUGCUACCAUCUACUCAAAGUCCAAAAACAUGAUGGCAAGGAUGAAAUUAUCAAAAACGUGCCUUUGAAGAAGAUGGUGGAGAGAAUUCGCAAGUUCCAGAUUCUAAAUGAUGAGAUUAUCACUAUCUUGGACAAGUACUUGAAGUCGGGCGAUGGAGAGAGCACGCCUGUGGAACACGUUCGCUGCUUUCAGCCACCUAUCCACCAGUCUCUGGCCAGCAGCUGAGGGCAUGUGUAUCACCUGUUUUUGAAGAGUCCCAGUACUGACUGCAUUUAAGAACUAUAAGGGCAUGUUUUUCUUUCCAUAAGCUAGUUAGAUUUUUAGGAACUAUUUUUCAGUAUCUCUGUGCCUGUUAAAGGGGGUGUUUUCAAUCUAAAAGCUUAAUUUUAUAAAGUUGACUUAUUUUUCUACACUAAAAUUGUAUAUACUUUUGGUAAUUGGAAAGUCGGAGGAUUUGGCUGCUGAGGGUUGCCAUCACGUCCUUACAAAAUUAUUUUCCAUUUUUCUAUGGAAUGUUCCAGCAGCUAGCUAUGUUAUGAAGUGCUGCUGAGUUCAUCCAUUUAUCCUUUAACAAAGGAUCCGUAACAUUUAGGGAAAGACUUGUGAACUUAAGCAAGACCCUUAAUUACCAGCUAAUUGUGAUAAAACCCAUUACCAAUUAGAAUUAAUGAUUAUUUAGCUUUUGUUUAGGGAUUUUUCCAGUUUUUUUAUGAAAACCUUUUCUAAGUCAUUUGUUUCUUUCCCCUUUUUGUGUCAGUGUUUCAGAAAAUAGUGAACUUGAUUUCUCUGCUUCUGCUAAAUCCAGUUGUGACAAAAUCUAAUUUGUGAGGUAUGAUUUAAAGGUUACAGAAAUAAAACUAAUGAAACCUGU
Messenger RNA from Globicephala melas (long-finned pilot whale), 4901 nucleotides. RefSeq names its product cytoplasmic FMR1 interacting protein 1 (gene CYFIP1). The record is from RefSeq and is a predicted model, not a curated record. Lineage: Eukaryota; Metazoa; Chordata; Mammalia; Artiodactyla; Delphinidae. Gene Ontology annotation, biological process: modification of synaptic structure; cell morphogenesis; regulation of translation. Gene Ontology annotation, cellular component: synapse; neuron projection; SCAR complex. Gene Ontology annotation, molecular function: small GTPase binding; RNA 7-methylguanosine cap binding.